This is a messenger RNA of Beta vulgaris subsp. vulgaris (sugar beet), 1326 nucleotides long. RefSeq lists its product as hypothetical. NCBI's taxonomy places the organism in Eukaryota, Viridiplantae, Streptophyta, Magnoliopsida, Caryophyllales, Amaranthaceae. The coding region runs from base 176 to 1102 and encodes 308 amino acids. The transcript is spliced from 3 exons. The record is from RefSeq and is a predicted model, not a curated record.
CAUAUUUCGGUUCAAUAUUUCCAAUUUCCACAUAUUUUCUCCUAAAAUUUCACUCUUAUUUUCCCCCAAACCCGAAUACGAAAUUGCCGCCUUUGAUCGAACCGGCUUUUGGAGGGUGAAAAAGAAGCCUUUUGCUUUCAAACCCCAGCUACUGUUUCAUCAUCUCUUCCACUAGAUGGACAAUGAAGUGACUGAGCGUCAAGCAAAAGAACGUCUGAGGACAAGGUGGACACCUCCCCUUGAUAAGAUUUUUGCAGACUUGGUUGUGGAACAAAUUCAAUUGGGUAAUAGACCAAAUAACAUCUUUGACAAGAAGACCUGGGGCUACAUACGUGAUGAAUUUAAUAACCAAACGACUCUCAACUUUAAUAACAACCAAUUGAGGAAACACCUAGAUGUUCUUCGUGCUCGGUACAACCAGAUAAAUUCCGCUUUAGUCCAAAAUGAUAUCAUCAUGGAAGAUUCAUGCAGUGGAUUUGACUUAUUGGAAGGCAUAGAGGUAAAUCCAAGACCAGAACCAGUUAAAAUUAAGGACUGCCCCAUCUAUGAACAAUUAUGCAUUAUAUUUGCUGAUAAUGGGGCUGAUGGGAGGUAUGCCCAAUCAAGCCAUUAUGAGGAGGUGGAUCUUAAAUCUAGUGAAAAUUUUGUUAGUCCUAUAGGAUUAACACCUGGUAGGGAAACCGAGGCACAAACUCCUGAAGUUCCGUCAUCUUUGAAGUCCGUGGAAGUCGAUGUUUCUCCUGUCAUAAAGGGAGGCAAGACUAGUUCGGGGAAUAAGAGAAAGCGCACAUUCGAGGUAGACCAAAACCGAGAACAACGAAGGGACCAAGAAAUACUUGAUUCUAUGGCAGAAGCAAUGCUAGAUAUGAUUGCUGCCUCUAAGCUAAGGAUAUAUACAAAGACGGAAAGUAAGGAGAUGUUCUCUAUCACAAAUUGCAUCAAAGCAUUGGAUGAAAUAGACAUCAUGGGAGAUUCGUUGUACUUUGCGGCUUUGGAUCUCUUUGAUGAUCCUAAGUUGAGGGAGACCUUCUUAUCUCUUAAAGGUGUUGAUAUAAGACUGCGUUGGUUAGAGGGAAAGUGCACUCUUACUAGUGUUUGUUAGUGGAUUGACCUUGAUUUUGGGUAUAAAACCAAAGUAGGGAUAAUUUUUGGUCACAUUAGGUAGGGAUUAACUAGUAUUUGACUAACUUUGCUGUAACUUGUAACUUGUAAGUGUAAGUACCAUGCACGGGCGGUGGCGCAGCAUUAGGUAGGAUGAAGUGUUUUAUGGCCGUGUAACAUUUGAAAUAAAGGCUAUGCAAUCAAACAUUGAGACCUGUAUCUAUA